Molecule: messenger RNA, 1854 nt
Organism: Triticum turgidum subsp. durum (durum wheat)
Lineage: Eukaryota; Viridiplantae; Streptophyta; Magnoliopsida; Poales; Poaceae
Source: the annotation of a GenBank genome assembly
AUGGCCGGGGACGACGAGGACGAGCCGGUGCUGUCCAGCGCCACCAAGCAGAAGGUGGAGGCCGCCAAGCAGUGCAUCGAGAACCACUACAAGGCGCAGAUGAGGUCGCUCCAGGAGCGCAAGGAGAGGCGUUGGAUGCUGGAGAAGAAGCUUGCUGAUGCUGAUGUAUCUGAAGAGGAGCAAAACAAUAUCCUGAAGGAUUUAGAAAAAAAGGAGACAGAAUACAUGCGCCUAAGGAGGCACAAAAUGGGCGUUGAUGAUUUUGAAUUGCUGACCAUUAUUGGGAGAGGUGCUUUUGGGGAGGUGAGACUUUGUAGAGAAAAAGCUACAUCCAAUGUAUAUGCAAUGAAAAAGCUCAAGAAGUCUGAAAUGUUACGAAGAGGCCAGGUUGAGCAUGUGAGAGCUGAAAGGAACCUCCUUGCAGAAGUUGAUAGUGCUUAUAUAGUUAAGCUCUACUGCUCAUUCCAAGAUGAUGAGUUUCUAUACCUCGUUAUGGAGUACCUUCCUGGUGGUGACAUGAUGACUCUGCUCAUGCGAAAGGAUACACUUACAGAGGACGAGUCUUCAUUUUAUGUUGCAGAGACAAUACUAGCAAUUGAAUCCAUUCACAAGCAUAACUAUAUUCAUAGGGAUAUCAAGCCUGACAAUUUAUUGUUAGAUCGAACUGGCCAUCUGAAGCUUUCAGAUUUCGGCCUAUGCAAGCCUCUAGAUAGUAGCAGCUUUCCAAAUCUCACUGAACUUGACAAUGCAGCGGGGAAUAUCACCAAUACAUCAGCAGAUGGUGAUAAGCUAUUAAGUAGCACUGCUGUUCCCAGGCGAACACAGCAGGAACAACUAUUGCAUUGGCAGAAGAAUCGCCGGAUGUUGGCUUAUUCAACUGUUGGUACACCUGAUUACAUUGCCCCGGAAGUCCUAUUGAAGAAAGGAUAUGGAAUGGAAUGUGACUGGUGGUCACUUGGGGCCAUUAUGUAUGAGAUGCUUGUGGGUUACCCACCAUUUUAUUCUGAAGACCCAAUGUCAACAUGUAGGAAGAGACUUGGGAUGAAAGGAGCACAUGAGAUAAAGGCUCAUCCAUGGUUUAGAAGUGUUGAAUGGGAAAAGCUAUAUCAAAUGGAAGCAGCUUUCAUACCUGAAGUUAUUGAUGAGUUGGACACACAAAACUUCGAGAAUUUUGAGGAGGCUGCGCCUACCAUGCAAACUUCAUCAAAGGCAGGUCCUUGGAGAAAGAUGCUUUCCUCCAAGGACAUGAAUUUUGUCGGUUAUACUUACAAGAACUUCGAAAUAGUGAAUGAUCCUGAACUUCCAGGAAUAGCUGAAUUAAAGAAGAAGAACAACAAACCAAAACGACCAACCAUCAAAUCAUUAUUUGGUAAUUUUUUCAGAGUCCUUGCUCUCUUAAGGGACGAGGUUCGUUGCAUUCGUUGGAACAUGUCAUGGCUGAGGAGCGUGGUGCUGCGCAGGUGCAAGAGCCUGUCGCGGGCGGGGAGCAGGCGGGCGUCCUCCUCCAGCUCCUACAGCAACCUCCGCUCCAUGUCGGCCAGGGACGCCGCCGCCGGCGAGGACAGCGAGGCGGCGGCUGCAGAGGGGGCGUCGGCGGUGGUGUUCGUGGGCAGCUCGCGCCGGCGGUACGUCAUCAGCGCCAGGCACCUCCGCCACCCGCUGAUCGCCGCGCUCAUUGACGACGCCGGCGGCGGCGGGGUCGGGGAUGGUAGCAAGGAGCCGGUGGCCGUGAGGUGCGAGGUCGUGCUGUUCGACCACCUGCUGUGGAUGCUCGACAACGCCGUCGACCUCCGCGCCGGCGCCGGCGGCGAGGACGACGCCGUCAGGGAGCUGGCCCAGCUCUACGCCACGUGA